This is a messenger RNA of Nicotiana tabacum (common tobacco), 1626 nucleotides long. Its product is annotated as DNA-damage-repair/toleration protein 111-like. Gene Ontology annotation, molecular function: RNA binding. The record is from RefSeq and is a predicted model, not a curated record. Gene Ontology annotation, biological process: mRNA cis splicing, via spliceosome. Gene Ontology annotation, cellular component: precatalytic spliceosome. Lineage: Eukaryota; Viridiplantae; Streptophyta; Magnoliopsida; Solanales; Solanaceae.
UCACGAAGAUCCUUUAGGUAUAUCAAAAUCCCAACUUCCACCCAAUUAAACCCCUUAUUUUCCACCGAACUCUCUCAUCGUCGUCAAUCUAGAAUCUCCGAUCACAAUGCUCGGCGGCUUGUACGGUGAUCUUCCACCGCCGUCGUCCUCCGGCGACGACGACAAACCCAGCAACAGCACCAGCGCUAAUGUAUGGUCUAGCAGCACUAAGAUGGCCCCGCCAGCUCUCCGCAAAACCUUCGCCCCACCCCAAACCCUUCUCCGACCUCAGCCCAAACCCAAACCCCAGCCUUCAUUAUCAGCAGCUCCUAAGCCCAUCCCCCUCGACGAGAACACCAACCCUAACCCCACACUCUCCGCAACGUCGUCGUUUCAACCUGCCCUAGUGGCUGUUACAAGCUCCGUAUUAGAAGAAUACGAUCCAGCCCGGCCCAACGAUUACGAAGAGUAUCGGAGGGAGAAGAAGAGGAAGCAAAUGGAGGCUGAAGUGAGGAGGGAGUUAGAAGAGAGGGAGAGGAGGGAGAUGGAGAGGGAGAGGGAGGAGAAGGAGAAGAGAGAGAAAGAGAGAGAAUUGAACAUUUCAGGGGAGGAGGCGUGGCGGCGUAGGGCGGCAAUGAGUGGUGGUGGAGGAGGCAGUAGUGCUCCUCCGCCACGGUCGACUUCGCCGCCACCGGGGAAUGAGUUUAGUAUAGGGAGAUCAGAGAGUGGGGGUUUGGGAUUGGGUGCUGAGGGAAAAAUGACAGCUGCACAAAGGAUGAUGGCUAAGAUGGGUUGGAAGGAAGGUCAGGGACUUGGGAAGCUAGAACAGGGUAUUACAACUCCAUUGAUGGCUAAAAAGACGGAUAAGAGAGGUGGAGUUAUAGUGGCUAGUGAAGCAAAGCAGCAACAACAACAACAACAGCAACCUGAAAAGAAGGUGAAGAGUGUGAAUUUUAAUAUGCCUCCAACAAGGGUUGUACUGCUCAAGAAUAUGGUUGGUCCUGGCGAGGUUGAUGAUGACCUAGAAGGUGAGGUGGCUGAAGAGUGCACUAAAUUUGGUACCGUAACUCGUGUCUUAAUAUUUGAGAUAACAGAGGCAAAUUUCCCUCAUGAGGAAGCCGUUCGGAUAUUCGUUCAAUUUGAGAGAGCAGAACAAGCAACUAAAGCCCUUAUCGAACUUGAAGGUCGAUUUUUUGGUGGUAGGAUUGUUCGUGCCUGCUUCUAUGAUGAGGGGAGGUUCAGCAAUAAUGAGUUAGCUCCCAUGCCAGGAGAAAUUCCUGGCUUUUGACCAAGCAGUUAUGGUUCAAAUCGUAAGUUCUUUUUAUUUUGUCACAGGGACUCUAAUUUUGGUUAGAGUGGCUUUAAGUAAAAGGCCUUAGGUGAUAGGUCUCCUUGUAUUUCUUUUCAGAAAAUAGGUCCCUUGUAUCUAUUGUCUCAAGUUUUACACAAAGUAUGUAUCAAAAACUUCCCCCUGUUUUUGCUGAACUGAUGAACUUCAUUGAGGUGCAACACCAGAGUAAUUUCCCAAGGGUGUGCAGAUCUACCAUGGACAUCUCUCAGUGACGAAGAAUGUACAACUUUGACAUUACUCUGAGGAACUUGGUUUUAGUGUUUCUUCUAAUGCGGGAAGUUAAAAUUAUUGUUUUA